AUAUACUGCCCAUUCAUCAAACAACCAAAUCAAAUCCUAUCCCAAAUUAAAUUGCAAAUAUUGGCAAAACAAAAGCCAAUUUUGCAACCUCUCAAUUAAAACAAAGUAAAAUAUUUAGCAUAUAAGAUGGUCAUAGGAAAGAGUUUAACAUUAAACGAUGCAUUAACCUUCGUUAUAACACUGAGUUUGAUUGUAAUAGCCAGAUCUCAAAUUUAUAACAAUUCUAAAAGUAAUAAUUUGAUAUACCAAGUGACGGAGAAUAGGAAUUUGGUAGGAGCAGAGAGGAAGUUUGUGAGUUUUAUGAGGGAGCAUGGGAAAGAGUAUAGUACAAGGGAAGAGUAUGUUCGGAGGUUGGCGAUCUUUGCGAGGAAUUUGGUCCGUGCCGCGGAGCAUCAGGCGUUGGACCCCACGGCGGUCCACGGUGUUACGCCGUUUAUGGACUUGUCUCCGGAGGAGUUCCAAACCACGUUCAUGGGGCUGAAGCCGGAUUUAGAUGGUCGUCAUGGUGGUGAUGCGGUGAAUAAUGAGGUGGUUGGUAGGGCGGUGGCACCUCGAUUAGAUGUUCGGGGUUUACCAAAGAGUUUUGAUUGGAGGGAGAAAGGGGCUGUUACUGAUGUCAAGAUGCAGGGGACUUGUGGAUCUUGUUGGGCUUUUAGCACCACGGGAGCUAUUGAAGGAGCUAAUUUUGUCGCGACAGGCAAGCUUUUGAAUCUCAGCGAACAACAGCUCGUGGAUUGUGAUCAUAAGUGUGACGCGAGAAAGAAAACCGAGUGUGACAAUGGUUGUCAUGGGGGUCUUAUGACCAAUGCCUAUAACUAUUUAAUGGAGGCAGGAGGCCUUGAAGAGGAACGCGCUUACCCUUAUAGUGGCAAACAGGGCAAAUGCCAAUUUGACCCCAACAAGGUGGCUGUUAAAGUUGCAAACUUUACUACUAUCCCAAUCGACGAAGAACAAAUUGCAGCUUAUCUUGUUAAUCGUGGUCCUCUUGCAGUUGGGUUGAAUGCUGUGUUCAUGCAAACAUACAUUGGAGGAGUAUCAUGUCCCCUAAUAUGCGGUAAGCGAUGGGUAAACCACGGUGUAUUGCUAGUGGGAUAUGGAUCGAAGGGCUACUCCAUCCUCAGGCUCGGGUACAAGCCGUAUUGGAUAAUAAAAAACUCAUGGGGCACAAAAUGGGGAGAAAAUGGAUACUAUAAACUGUGCAGAGGUCAUGGUAUGUGCGGUAUGAACACAAUGGUAUCCGCGGUGGUGACUGGAGCUUGAUGUAACGAUUUUUUACUUACUCUGUUAUAGUUUGAAUGCUCCAAACAUCAUACUGAAUUAUGUAUAAUUAGGUUCUCGUCGUUUUUAGGUUUUAUAAAACUACUUGUAACUUGUACGAGUACAACGUUGUACUAUGUUGUAAGGCCAGUUUUUUUGGGCGUAAACGCUCUUUUUUUUUUUGUUUCUUUUUUGCAUCUUCAUAGGUGUUUGUUCUGAAGUACUACUAUAAGUGAAGAAUCUGUAAAACUAUUAGCUCGAUAAAAGUUCUUUUAUAUUGUGUUCUUAAAACA
This is a messenger RNA of Spinacia oleracea (spinach), 1550 nucleotides long. RefSeq names its product probable cysteine protease RD19D. NCBI's taxonomy places the organism in Eukaryota, Viridiplantae, Streptophyta, Magnoliopsida, Caryophyllales, Amaranthaceae. The record is from RefSeq and is a predicted model, not a curated record. Gene Ontology annotation, biological process: proteolysis. The coding region runs from base 127 to 1260 and encodes 377 amino acids. Gene Ontology annotation, molecular function: cysteine-type peptidase activity. The transcript has 4 exons.